AUGCCGCAAUCUGCCCUUUUCACAACCUUCCCAUCAGUCAACCCUGGUAAACGGUCACAUAAGGAAACUCAUAUAUUAGAUGAUACUCCCAGUGACAGUUUUGCUGACUUCCCUGAGCCUACUUUAAUGUCCAAGCAUCCUAUGAAAAGAACACUUUUAGACGCCGCCCCACUUAAGGAACGGGCAGCCAAAAAAAUGAAGCGUGAAGACAUUACUGCGAUGCGACUCCCAGAACCAUACGAGAUGCCACUGAUCGAAGAUGACGGCACAAAACCACCGUACAGCUAUGCAACCCUGAUUGGAAUGUCUAUUUUACGUGCUCCUAACAGGAAGCUGACCCUUGCACAAAUAUACAAGUGGAUAUCUGACGCUUUCUCAUACUACAAGAAUAGUGAUCCUGGAUGGCAGAACAGCAUUCGCCACAAUCUCAGCCUUAACAAAGCAUUCAUUAAACAGGAGCGACCGAAAGAUGAUCCAGGCAAAGGCAAUUAUUGGGCUAUAGAGCCUGGCAUGGAGGCGCAAUUUCUCAAAGACAAGCCCCUGCGCCGAGCGACAAUGUCAAGUCUCCCGCUCCCGGCAGCUCCUUUUAGGGAUCCGGCUUCCUCCCAGAGCUCAAGUACAACCACAUGGGCUGUUCCUCCACCGACAUUUACUACAACAGCGAAACCCUCGAAGACUGUGGAUCUGUCAUCUGACGCAACGCUUCCUGCUUCUGACCCCGCUCUCCAAGAUGAUACAGGCGACGAAAGUGUGAAUUGCAAUGUUUUGCAGCCUCCAGCUCCUCGUUCUUCUCCUCCCCAACCAAUCCACUCGUCACCUCCUGUUAUAGCACCUCGCUACUCCCGCCAAGGAACCCCUCCAACUCCUUCCCUUCACAAUACAUCUUCCAGCAUUGUUCACAUCAACAGCAAGCGCAAAUCGCAUGCUAUAAAUGAUAGCGGUUACUUCUCGUCCUUGGAAUCUUCUGCCAUGCGACCAAACAAGGCCGGGCAUAUCCUGACCUCGGAUUUGGAAAUCGAUCCCCCUCGCAUCAAACGCGGUCGCGCAGAAGAAGAGAUUGCCCGCAUUCGAAGCUCGUCACAUGACGUAAGCCCCAGUCAUUGCGCAUCGAUGAAAGAGCCAGGGGUCAUCGUGAAUUCCUCUCCACUACGCGGUGAAUAUGUCAGCAUGCUACCUCCUCCAAUUACGCCCUUAAUCAAGUUCAAGAAACCAGCAAAACCGCCGCCGUCCGUGUCGCCGAACACUAACCUUCGUAACCAUCGAAAGAAAAUUCAGCAGAUGGUGAAUUCUCCCAUCAAACAUCUGGGACUGACGGAUGAGGACCUUCCAUGGAGUCCUGCCUUCAACAUUCAAGACGAGAGCUUUACACCAAGUGACAGUCCAAAUACGAGCUUCGAUGUUUUUGCAGAUCCUGCUACAGACAACUUAUCAAAUGCGGCAUAUGGGUCUCCUGAGAAACGCUCGGCGAAGCGUACCCGAGUUAAUCCCGGGGGAUCCAGCAGUAGUAUACUGGCUGAUAUUACAGCGGUGAGUGUUAACACUCGCACUGAUGUGCCGUCGAUUCCCUCCAACAAAAAAAGUCUUCUCUUCCCUGACUCCCCGUCCAAAGCCCCAGAAUCAGGGCGCUACAUCGACGCCACUCAUGAUGAUUUCUUCGCAUUCCAUCUUUUCGAUGAGAGUCCAGGAGAGGUUGAUGGCGUCGACCUCUUGCAGGGAUUUCAAAAAAUUGGGGAUGCAAGCAAGGAAGAGACUUCGCGUCUAAAAUCAUAUGCACCGAGGCCGCGGUUUAAUCAUCGCAGCAACACGUCCUUGUUUUGA
Aspergillus fijiensis CBS 313.89 is the source of this 1818-nucleotide messenger RNA. Its product is annotated as forkhead box transcription factor. Gene Ontology annotation, biological process: regulation of transcription by RNA polymerase II. NCBI's taxonomy places the organism in Eukaryota, Fungi, Ascomycota, Eurotiomycetes, Eurotiales, Aspergillaceae. The record is from RefSeq and is a predicted model, not a curated record. Gene Ontology annotation, molecular function: DNA-binding transcription factor activity, RNA polymerase II-specific; RNA polymerase II cis-regulatory region sequence-specific DNA binding. Bases 1 to 1818 code for a protein of 605 amino acids. The transcript has a single exon.